AUGCAUCGUCCGUUGUUUAUGCAUAUCGUGGGUGCUUUAGAGAGAAGAUACCUGUAUUUCAGGACCUGGGAGGAUGCGGUUGGCAAACCCGGUGUCACGCCCUUACAGAAGUGCACUGUCGUAAUCAGGCAACUGGCGUACGGAGGCGCGGCCGACAUGUUCGACGAGUACCUUCACAUUGGCGAGUCGACAGCCGUCGAGUGUCUGCAGAAUUUUUGCGCGGGCCUUAGAGCGAUAUUCGGGGAGCGGUAUCUUCGGAGCCCGAGCCCCGAAGACUGCCAGAGGCUGAUAGAUAUGCAUGGGUCGGUGCACGGGUUCCCUGGGAUGUUGGGCAGCAUAGAUUACGAUCAAGCAUCCGCUCGGACAAAAGAAGACAUACCUUGCGACCGUCAGGAGGCAGCGCGCAAGGAUGUGGAGCGGGCAUUUGGUGUGCUCCAGAGUCGAUGGGCGGUAGUGAAGGGUCCUUCACGGCAGUGGUAUAUUCCCAACAUCGGCGAUGUCAUGUACGCAUGUAUCAUAAUGCACAAUAUGAUUGUCGAAAAUGAAGCUGCGAAAUUGACUCAGUGGACCAAUGAAGAUGAUACGGGUGCCGGUCCAAGGCACGGCGUGGCCACCGCGAAUGUGAAUAUGGGGGUACCUCAUGGAGAGGUCAAGAGGAUGCGCGCAUUUACCGACAUGCGGCAAACAGAUUCCCAUGUUCGACUUCAGCACGAUAUCAUCGAAGAGGUUUGGACGCGGAGGGGUGGGCAUUGA
Molecule: messenger RNA, 753 nt
Organism: Salvia hispanica
Lineage: Eukaryota; Viridiplantae; Streptophyta; Magnoliopsida; Lamiales; Lamiaceae
Source: RefSeq, a predicted model, not a curated record